AUGGUUGCACCUACUGCUUUAAAGAAAGAUACUGUGGCAAGUGUGGGUGAAGAAGAUAGCAGCAAAAGUAGAAUUAUAGGAGUGAAUAAUACGGAAAGCAUUGAAGAAGACGAUGAGGAUGAGGAUGAGGUUCUUUUGGAUGAUACCAAGGAUAGCGCAGCAGGAAAAGAGGGAAACAGCGAAGAUGGAAGUGAGAAAGUGCGGGAAUCUAAAACUGUAGUGGUUGAUGACCAGGGGAAGCCUCGUUUCUCUUCAGCCAGCAGAUCACAAGGUAGCAAAAUAAAAUUCGAAUCGAGGAAGAUCAUGGUUCCACCACACAGAAUGACGCCAUUGAGAAAUAGUUGGACAAAGAUUUACCCCCCAUUGGUUGAGCAUUUGAAGUUGCAGGUCAGAAUGAACCUGAAAACCAAAUCAGUAGAACUAAGAACAAAUCCAAAGUUUACCACGGAUCCUGGAGCCUUGCAAAAAGGUGCCGAUUUUAUCAAAGCGUUUACUCUAGGGUUCGAUCUAGACGAUUCCAUAGCAUUAUUAAGGCUAGAUGAUUUAUACAUCGAAACUUUCGAAGUCAAAGAUGUCAAGACUCUAACAGGCGACCAUUUGUCAAGAGCCAUAGGUCGUAUUGCCGGUAAAGAUGGUAAGACGAAAUUUGCCAUUGAGAAUGCCACAAGAACAAGAAUAGUCCUGGCUGACUCCAAAAUUCACAUCUUGGGUGGAUUUACCCACAUCAGAAUGGCAAGAGAAUCGGUGGUCAGUUUGAUCUUAGGUUCUCCACCGGGCAAAGUUUACGGGAACUUGCGUACCGUUGCAUCUAGAUUGAAAGAACGUUAUUAA
Messenger RNA from Saccharomyces kudriavzevii IFO 1802, 831 nucleotides. RefSeq names its product Pno1p (gene PNO1). Lineage: Eukaryota; Fungi; Ascomycota; Saccharomycetes; Saccharomycetales; Saccharomycetaceae. Gene Ontology annotation, cellular component: nucleolus. Gene Ontology annotation, molecular function: RNA binding. The record is from RefSeq and is a predicted model, not a curated record. The coding region runs from base 1 to 831 and encodes 276 amino acids. The transcript has a single exon.